This is a messenger RNA of Pimephales promelas (fathead minnow), 1357 nucleotides long. NCBI's taxonomy places the organism in Eukaryota, Metazoa, Chordata, Actinopteri, Cypriniformes, Leuciscidae. The record is from RefSeq and is a predicted model, not a curated record.
AUGUUUCAGAAUGCAACAAGAGCGCUCGAUCUCAAGACCGCUCACUACCGGCCACACGGAGUAACCCCAGAGUGCACUCUGGACGACGGGGUGGGGCGACACUUUUGGGUGGAGCGACACGUGUCGCCCUGCCCCUAUUUUCCUGUUCCCGCCUUUGCCAUUUUCCUCCGACCCCCUAGGGGGCAGUUUGCGAUAAAAGGCAACGGUGGCAGCAUUAACGAACGAACGACACUCCACGUUGAUUGCGAUUCCAAAUGUGGGUCUGAGCGUACAGCACGAGCAAGCACCUGCAGCUCGGUAGCACAGAGGUUUGGAGCUAAAUCCUGCAGUAGAGAGAACCCUGCAUUGAAAGUGGAGAUGUUUUGUCAUAUAGCAAAAAGACAAGAUCCCACAUCGACAACUUCCGCUUCUUCAAACAGAGGAUCUCUUCCAAACACGAAGACCAAAAACCAAAUGGAUAAUAGGAACAAGCCAGCAGUUACACCUGAAUCUGAACUUAAGUGUGGAAAUGUCAAGAGUUCUACAGAGCAUGCAGUUAUGACAACAAUAUAUCAGCUUCCCCAUGAAAUAAUAGCAACUGGUGAUUCUGCAUAUUUGAUGCUUUCACUGGUAUGCAGAUGGUUUAGGGAUGUGGUCACAAAUGAAAUUUUCCAGAAAGCAGCACACUUUGUCUGGCUGAACAGUGUGGUCAACUGGAAAAAAAAAUUUCCGGACUACUGUGAUGAGUUCCGCCGGAUCUACAGCUUCAGGGAAUGCUCAGAAUGCUUGGAGCUUUUCAAGUCCUAUCCACCAGGGUACAGGGGAAGAGGAAGACGAGGGGAACUGCUGGGCUUUUACUCCGAAGAUCUUUGUACAGGAUUUUGCUCGCAGGACUGUUUUUUUGCUGCAGGAAAUGAAUUUCUGUAAAACUCAAAACUUGUAGAUGGGAAUUGAGAGAUGAACUGGUUUUGAUGUAGUAAUUGAUGCAACUAAAAGUUAAACUUAAAGGUCAAACUUGAAAAAUUAGAAUAUUGUGCAAAAGUUCAUGUUCAGUAAUUAAAAAAAUUAAAAGGUGAAACUUAAUAUAUUUAGUAUAAAUAACUAUACAUGCAUAUGGCAUGAUUAUAUAUACUUUUCAGUUAUAUAUACUUUUCAGAGGGCUUGCAUUUUGGUGUUCAUCAAAAUUAUAACUUUUGCACGAUAUAAAUUUUUUUCGAGUUUCACCUGUAUAGUGUUCUAUUGAAAAGCUAUGGCAAAAACAUAGGUUUCACUAAUUGUGCAUAUGGUAAAGUACCUUGGUUCUUUAAGGUUUGCAUAAAUUACAUUCUGCUGAUGUAUAAGUGCAGUUUGGAGUCUAUAAUAAAGAAAAAGUGACAAA